This is a messenger RNA of Amaranthus tricolor (Joseph's coat), 1947 nucleotides long. Its product is annotated as putative pectinesterase/pectinesterase inhibitor 28. The transcript is spliced from 4 exons. NCBI's taxonomy places the organism in Eukaryota, Viridiplantae, Streptophyta, Magnoliopsida, Caryophyllales, Amaranthaceae. The coding region runs from base 190 to 1947 and encodes 585 amino acids. Gene Ontology annotation, molecular function: pectinesterase inhibitor activity; pectinesterase activity. Gene Ontology annotation, biological process: cell wall modification. The record is from RefSeq and is a predicted model, not a curated record.
CAAACAUUUAUAACCCUUUAUCAAUUUCACCGCUUUCUUCUCCUCACCUUAAAUUAAGACAACAAUGAGUUUGUGUAUGCAAGAAAUACAGCAAGAAAACAAAAAAUCAUAACUAAUGAUCAUAAUUAAUCAUCUAUUUCAUUGAAUACCAUAUGAAAUUAAGAAACUCAUACUAAAUUCUCAAAAAAAAUGUCGGGUGAUUUCAAUGCGAAACAAAAAAAGAAACAGAAGAUAGCAGUUAUAGGGCUAUCUGCAUUGAUGAUGGUAGCAAUGGUUGUUGCAGUAACAGUAGGGAUAAAAGGAACAGGGCAUGGAAUUAUUAUUGAUGAUGAUGAUGAUGAUGGUUUAGCAACUUCUACAAAGGCUAUAAGAUCAGUAUGUCAUAUUGUUGAGUAUAGACAUGCCUGUGAAAGAACUCUUGCUCAUCUUCAUACAUCUGAUCCUAAGAUGCUUGCAACAACCACAUUCAAUGCAGCUUUGAAAAAUCUUCAAGGGGCAUUGGCCAAUUCUAGUUCCAUUACUGCCCCCAAGGAGGAUCGUAGGACUACAGGAGCAAUAGAAACAUGUAAACAGGUGAUGGAGUAUGCAGUUGGAGACCUGAAAAGAUCCAUCGACCAUAUGAGCCAUUUCGAUAUGCACAAAAAGGAUGAGUAUAUUGAGAACAUGAGGAUCUGGCUUAGUGGAGCUAUUACCUUACAGGAGACAUGCAUUGAUGCCUUCGAAAAUACAACUGGAGAUGCGGGUGAAAAGAUGAAGAACUUGUUAGUGUCUUCAAGAGAGCUUACAAGUAAUAGCUUAGAUAUUGUUGCAGAGCUCCCAAGUAUUGUAAAGUCUUUGAACUCAUCUGAUUCCCACCAUCACGAGCGGAAGCUUUCUCAAAAACAAGAGGAGAAAGAUCAAGGUGACGAGGAGCUUCCAAUAUGGAUGGAAUUUAAACAGCGAAGGCUCCUACGCGAUCCUGGAUCAAAAGUCAAGGCGGAUAUAGUGGUAUCCAAAGAUGGAAGUAGCAAGUUCAAAACCAUAAUGGAAGCCUUAAAGGAAGCACCAGUUAGAGAUCCAAGUAAGGAAUUUGCUGGCGUAAAUAAGAUGUUUGUAAUAUAUAUAAAGGAAGGCAUCUAUGAAGAACAAGUUCGAGUGGAUGAAACAAAGUCACAUAUCAUGUUCAUUGGUGAUGGACCUACUAAGACUAAGAUCACAGGAAACAACAGCUUUGCUGAUGGUUUUGUUCUCUAUAAAACUGCCACUGUUUCAAUAUUGGGGAGAAAUUUCAUAGCCAAGGACAUAGGAUUUGAAAACUCAGCGGGUCCAGAAAAACACCAAGCAGUAUCCCUCUUAGUACAAUCAGACAUGUCAAUAUUCUACAAUUGUCGUAUAGAUGGUUACCAAGACACAUUAUAUGCACACAGUUAUCGCCAAUUCUAUCGACACUCAACCAUUUCAGGCUCUAUAAACUUAAUCCUUGGUAAUGCAGCAGCAGUAUUUCAAAACUGCAAAUUUGUAAUUCGAAAGCCUUUGGACGAUCAAGAAUGUGUUCUAACAUCCCAAGGUCGACUACACAUGAAAGAACCUACUGGUUUUAUCCUACAAAACUCUACAAUCACUGCUGAUCCAUUGUAUUACCCAUUACGCCACAAGAAUAAAGCUUAUUUAGGGCAGCCGUGGAAGAAAUUCUCGAGAACGAUCGUGAUGCAGUCUUAUAUAAGUGAUUCUAUAGAUUCAAAAGGGUGGAAACCAUGGAUGGGAACAUUUGGAGAAAGUACAUGUUUUUUAAGCGAGUAUGAAAACAGAGGUCCUGGUGCAAAAUUGGAAGGUAGAGUUAAGUGGCAAGGAAUUAAGAAUAUUGAUCCUCGUGAAAUCAAUGGUUUCACUCCAAGGAAAUUUUAUGGUGGAGAUCGAUGGAUUGCUCCUACUCAAGUACCAUAUUUGGCAGGGCUAAUGCCUACGUAG